Molecule: messenger RNA, 612 nt
Organism: Meloidogyne enterolobii
Lineage: Eukaryota; Metazoa; Nematoda; Chromadorea; Rhabditida; Meloidogynidae
Source: the annotation of a GenBank genome assembly
AUGGAAGAAUCCUGUAUGAUUGAUGUAAAUAGUUGGAAAAGUCUAGAUUUAAUCCAAAUUGAUUCAAAACCAAAAAAGGGUGUUAUAAAUUCACUUUUCGAUGUAAUCAAUUCGUGUGUUACUCCAGGAGGGACAAAAACUUUAAGAAGCUAUUUAUUACAACCUUCAGCAAAUUGCCAAACUAUAAAUAAAAGAUUGGAUAUUGUGGAGGAAUUGGUAUUGAAUCAAUCGAUGUGUAGCAAAAUUCGAGCAGUACUUUCAACUUUAUCAGAUCUUCAAUAUAUGAUUUCAAUGUUUUCUUAUACAAAUUUGUCUAAUAAUAAUUUAGGAAAAGAAGAUUCUAAACGAAUUAUUAGAAAUAAAAUUGGGCAGGCAGUCUCUUUAAAAAAUAUGCUGGAUGCUGUUGAAAAACUUGGUUUUAUUAUGUCACAAUCUAGCUUGUCAUUUUUUGUUGAAAAUAAAAUGGUUUUCCUUUUAAUUAAAAAAUUUUUUAAAAAUUUUGUGCGAACUCGAAAUUUCGAAAUUUUUUUGGAUCUCGAAAUUUCGGAAAAGAAUUUUGAACUCGAAAAAUCGAAAAAUUUCGAGUUCUUUCGAUUUUUUGAGAUUUGUUAA